Rhineura floridana is the source of this 3668-nucleotide messenger RNA. RefSeq lists its product as uncharacterized. The record is from RefSeq and is a predicted model, not a curated record. NCBI's taxonomy places the organism in Eukaryota, Metazoa, Chordata, Lepidosauria, Squamata, Rhineuridae. The coding region runs from base 1079 to 3568 and encodes 829 amino acids. The transcript has 2 exons.
CGUCCCUGGAGCCUGGCGAUCCGGCUUUCUCUCCGCUCCUUUAUUUCGCCGCGGAGAGCCCUGUUCCCGCCGGCGACAGCGGCUUGCCUCCUGCUGCCUCAGCCCUCACAGGCUUUUCUCGGCACGUUAGUUUCGCCGCGGCUAGCCCUGCUCCCGGCGCCGGCAGCAGCUUGCCUCCUGCUGCCUUAUCCCUCACAGGCUUCUAUCUGCACUUUCUUUUUGGGGGUUUUUUGGAGCCGCUAGUGCGGUUAUCGGCCCCGCGGCUCCCCCUGCUAGUCUGUGCUGGGCAGCCCUUCCCCCCACUUCGUCCCCAGACGGCCGCCAUUGCUCCUUCUCUCUCCGCCUUUUUUGAUCGUUUUUUCCCGCCCUUUUUUCCGGGCGCCAUUUUUUGAAUUCAAAAUUCCCGCCUUUUUUGUUACCCUUUAUUAACCAUCGGAUACCUUCCCUGCAGGCUAUCUAUCCGUAUGUGUGUUGUAUACGUGCUGCAAACAGACUUACACAGGGCUGACUUGCACACAAAUUUACUGUGGUGCUGCAAACAGACUUACACAGGGCUGACUUGCACACAGAUCUACUGUGGCUGUAAUCCUAGUGGCUGGAUUAUAUUAUCAAGGCUGGAGCUCCAAUCCUAGUGGCUGGAUUGUAUUAUCAAGGCUGAAGCUUUAAUCCUAGUGGCUGGAUUGUAUUAUCAAGGCUGGAGCUUUAAUCCUAGUGACUGAAUGGUAUUAUCAAGGCUGGAGCUUUAAUCCUAGUGGCUGGAUUGUAUUAUCAAGGCUGGAGCCUUAAUCUUAGUGGCUGACUUGUACUAAAUCUGAUUUAUAUUGGUAUAUCCUGCCCCCUCUGGGGCCGUGUACCACGCCUGAAACCCAGCCUACAGCACUAAUCUGAGUGUGCUAAGUCUAAAUACAGCCUAUAACAUAUUAAUGCUAAUACCUUAGUGCAUCCUGCCCCCUCUGUGGCAGUGCACUCCGCCAUCUGCCAGUGUAUUCUACCCCCUCCGUGGUCGUACGCUGAGCCAGUUUGGGUCUUUACAUCCUGCCCUCUCCGUGGCAGUGUACUGUACCCAAGUUAAUAUAAGAUGGCAGAACAGCCAGGCAUGCCGCAAUCAACCCAUAUGGUGCCAGAUCAGCCAGGCAUACCACAAACAGCCAAGCCACAACAUUCUAACACGACUAAGACCAGACACGCCAAAGCCCUGGCUAAGACAAAACAUCUUUCCAGCCAUAGCAAACCAAAGUGCCCACGUUACGUCUCUGUGCCAGCCACCACCACAGCACCUCAGGCACACAUAAGCGAUGUUCUGCAUUCCCCUGCUGCUUCCUCUGACGAGGAAGAAUUUGUUGGCUUUCCCGCUCAGUAUUCGACUAACGAACCUUCCUCCGAUUUACCGCCCCAAACAUCUGUUCCAAUAGCUCCUCAGGCACAUACAUCUGCCACAUCCGGGCUGCAGCUGUCUCCUGAUUUCCUCUCCCAACUUCAAGCCAUGCUGGCAUUUUUUACCCAAAUGCAGUCACUACCAGAAGUUCCUGCCAUACCUCAACUCAACAUGGAACAUCGUGCGUGUCAUGAAACUCACCCUUCCUGUUCACCUAACCCCUUUGAUGUAGCCAGAGGCAGAUGUAUUGACGAAGCCUCGUAUGCGGAGGAGUCAACCUUCAAUGACCACGUUGAAGCAGAUGACUGGAGCGACUAUUCAGAUCAUGAGGAGCAUACAUCAUAUCGCUUGUUUAAUGCCUCAGACUAUCAGCCCCUGGCACGCAGGGUAGUUAAUACUCUUGGUCUCCAGACAGCGCCUUCAACUUCGUCCGCCCCAGCUAUCAAAGGGGCCAAGGUCCUCAAAUCCCCUGCACCUACUGAACACUACAUCCCGGUGCCGGACCCAAUUGCCAAAUUAGCCUCUGAAGAAUGGGCCCAUCCACUCAAAGCUCGACGCUUCAAGAACCUGGCUGACAGACUUUACGCCCUAGCCCCAGACUUUGCCACCAAGUUAGAUGUCCCUGGCAUAGAUGAACCAAUCGCUCGCCUCGUUUCACGAUCUCUUUUGCCCAGGGAAGGGGAAUCCCACCUAAAAGACACUAUUGAGCGACGAAUAGACUUCGCCCUCCGCAAGAAUCACGAGGCCACUGCCCUAGCCAUGUGUGCCUCCGCUUCAGCCUCCAUCUUCUCCAGAGCAUCUAUGAUGUGGCUGGAUGACCUUCUAGAGGACGCUAACCCUGAUCCUGUCGCCCUCAGAAGAGCACUAUUGAAAUUGCGUAAGACAGCAGCUUUUGUGGCCGAUGCCACUUUGGUUGCCACUCAAUUAGGGGCACGAGCCAUGAUGGCUCAAAUAGUCGCUCGUCGCACCCUCUGGCUUCGCCACUGGCAAGCUGAUUCAGCGGCCAGAUUGAAUCUGUCCAGGGCUCCUUACUCCGGAUCUCUACUCUUCGGCGACGAAGCUCUAAAGGCAGUGCUGGUUGAUCCAAAAGACGCCCACAAACCGGUUCUGGCCACAGUCAAGAACAGCGACCACAGGCCCUUCAGGCGAUUUCCUUCCUUCCGUUCUAACCAGCCCUUUCGAGGAACGCGGCCAGGAGGACGAGGCCGCGACUUCAGAUCCUAUGAUCCCAACGCAUUCAGGGGCUCCUGGAACCGACGCUUCCAGGGCAGAGGCCUACGGCUGGCUUGUCAACUUCGACAAAAGCCAUCUCCAACUAACCCAACGCCUACUACAUCUAGGGGCAAUGUUGGACACCCUGCAGGCAGUGGUCUUCUUGGCUCCAGAUCGCAUCACUGCCAUCACAAACAUCGCAAGGUCCCUGAUGCAACAAACAUCCGCAGACGUCAUGCUUCUUGCCAGAACGCUCGGGAUGUUCAUUUCUACCAUCCACAUUGUGCCAUGGGCUCGAGCACACACUCGACACCUUCAAUGGACUCUGUUGCCUUUUCAACAGGACAUUGCCAGCACCAACCAUCGCAAAGUUCGUUUGAGCCCCGCACUGCGCCUCUCCUUCCGCUGGUGGACCAAGGUUCAACACCUCUCCAAGGGCACGUCGUUCAGAGAACCCCGCAGAACCGUUGUAACCACAGAUGCCAGCCUCAUCGGUUGGGGAGCCCACUGCAACUCCCAGUACGUUCAGGGGGUUUGGUCCACCGCGGAGCAAACUCAAAGCAUCAACUGGCUGGAGCUAAAGGCUGUCCACUUAGCUCUACGUCAUUUUCAGUCUCUGUUCCCUUUGGACCAUGUGCUCAUUCGAACAGACAACACGUGUGUAAAAUCACAUUUGAACAGACAAGGGGGCACCAGGUCUUGUCCCCUGCAGGACUUAGCCUCCCUCAUUUUUGUCUGGGCAGAACAACAUCUACAAUCCCUGAAAGCAGAACAUCUCAGAGGGAUUUGGAAUGUGACAGCAGACUGGCUCAGCAGACAACAGGUAUUUCCGGGAGAAUGGAAACUUCAUCCAGCCAUUUUCCAUCGUCUCCAAUGUCGGUUCGGCGCCCUCUCAGUCGGUUUGCUUCCAGUCGCAAUUGCCAGCUUCCCAGGUACUUGCCGGAUACCUGGACUCAACAGCAGAAGCAGUGGAUGCUCUGACAACACCGUGGCCAGACGGUCUAUUGUACGCCUUUCCUCCCAUACCAUUGUUAGCCAAAACCUUGAGGAAGGCGCGAACCGAGAGGGCACAGCUGGUUCU